Messenger RNA from Vicia villosa (hairy vetch), 1262 nucleotides. RefSeq lists its product as uncharacterized. The transcript has 5 exons. Bases 131 to 1012 code for a protein of 293 amino acids. The record is from RefSeq and is a predicted model, not a curated record. NCBI's taxonomy places the organism in Eukaryota, Viridiplantae, Streptophyta, Magnoliopsida, Fabales, Fabaceae.
AAACGAGUGGCGUAAAUGUCACACGAUGCAAGUGACAGUGUAACCGUAAUACAAACAAACCCAACAAAAAGAGAGAACAUGUCUUCCUCGUCCCAUUGUUGUUAUCUGCUAACAACACCAAUCAUCACCAAUGUCUCUCUCUAUCUCUAGCUUUUCCACUCUCACCCCCACGCUUCCCUCUUUCAGAUUCAAAGUCUCCGCCAUGGUUUCCACCGUCACCACCACUAAAGUAGUCCCCGCCGUCAUUGUCGGCGGCGGAAGAGUUGGAAAGGCUUUACAAGACAUGGGAGAAGGCCAAGACGUUCUUGUCAAACGUGGAGAUUCGAUUCCUCUUGAUUUUGAAGGUCCUAUUUUGGUUUGUACUAGGAAUGAUGAUCUUGAUUCUGUUCUUCAAACCACUCCUCUUUCCAGAUGGAACGAUUUGGUGUUUUUCCAGAAUGGAAUGUUGGAACCGUGGCUAGAGAGUAAAGGUUUGAAGGAAGGGAAUCAAGUGUUGGCGUAUUUUGCAGUGUCGAAACUUGGAGAGUCUCCUAUUGAUGGUAAGACGGAUACCAAUCCUGAAGGAUUGACGGCUGCUUAUGGCAAGUGGUCUUCGGCUGUUUCUGAAAGAUUAGUAGCUGGAGGCCUCUCUUGCAAGGUUCUGGAGAAGGAAGCAUUUCAGAAGCAGAUGUUAGAAAAGCUCAUAUGGAUUUGUUCUGUCAUGCUCGUUGGAGCACGUCACGGAGGGGUUUCUGUUGGUAUCGUGGAAAAGGAAUUCCGCUCUGAGUUAUGUAGCCUGAUAACAGAGCUAGCAUCAGCAGCAGCAAGUGAAAAGGGGUUAACAUUUGAAGAAGCCAUGGAAGACAGAUUGUGCGCGUAUUCCCGAGCUGUUGCUCAUUUUCCCACAGCAGUGAAGGAGUUCAAAUGGAGGAAUGGUUGGUUUUAUUCUCUUUCUGAGAAAGCUACCUCCCAAGGCAAGCAGGAUCCAUGUCCUCUACAUACUCAAUGGCUAAGAGAAUUGAAAGUUGUAUAAAAGUUGAAGUUGAAGUCUCAUCUGUCACUAGGUUACCAGCUUCCAAAGAGUAUAUAUAUUAUGUAUCUGAUAGACUUCUCAUCAUCAUCCGUUUGCAUUGUUUGCAUUAUUUUAUAGGUAGUUAAAAUUCAACUGGUAUAAACUAACAAAGAUAACAUUACAACUUUUCAUUCAUUUGCUUCAACUGUAACAUUGCAAUUGCUACAAAUGUUACAAUUACAAAAACAAAUCAACCAAAAAUCAAAAGUAA